Messenger RNA from Maniola jurtina (meadow brown), 794 nucleotides. RefSeq lists its product as uncharacterized. The record is from RefSeq and is a predicted model, not a curated record. Bases 134 to 634 code for a protein of 166 amino acids. The transcript has 5 exons. Lineage: Eukaryota; Metazoa; Arthropoda; Insecta; Lepidoptera; Nymphalidae.
GUUGUCAUUACAAUCACAUGCCAUCACAGAUGUUGUUUAAUCACAAAUAAAUAAACAACAUGGUCUGUGAUAUUAUAUCCUUCAUACUACAUAUUCUGAAAAUAACUAACUCCAACAUGUUGAUAUCCACAUUAUGAAUAGCGGUGAAACUAACAAACAGAAAUAUAAACGACCAAAACAUAAAACAUUAGCAACUACACGUCCAGAAACAUCUAAAGGUGAAAGCUCCAGCAACGCAAAUGAAGUUGAGCGAGCGGAACCGCAGUGUCCUUUGCUAGCUAAAGAUUCAGAAUGGGUUGAUAUCUUACAAACCACACCUAAUUCGAAAAGCAACAGCGAUGAGGAGGCAAUUUUGGAACUUGUCGAACACGAGGACGGGGCUGAAACAAAGCCCCUUGUCUUGAUGUUUCCCGGCCUACUUGACGAAGACCCAGAAAUGAUACAAGGAAUGUUGAAUAGAGCAAUGUCGACAAGCGAAGUCACCAAACAUUUGGUCGGGCAAAAAGCUAAUUUUGCGUUUAUGAAGAAAGUCGAUCGGUUAAUUCCAAGCGAUAGGAAAUGGUUGGAAAGUUUAUCAGAAAAUAGUACCUCACUUUGCUCAAUGAUAUCUGGAUUUCAAAAUGACAGUAAGUAGGUAUGUUAAGUGAUUACGAAGCAGACACAGAAGAAACGGAUAGUGAAGAGGAUACGCAAAAUAAAAACGAAAAAACCGAUAAACCAACAUAAAGAAGUUGUCCUUUUUUUUAUCUAUGUCGCAAUUAUUUUAGUAAACCAAUAAAACAAAAUGAAAACAA